GGCGGACUUUUAAUGUCUUACUUAGUGUGUCAUUGAUUUGAAGCAUUUUAGUGUCUCAAAAUACUCUAAUUUACUCAAGAAACUAAUAUUGUAAGAUUUAAGAUGUUUAGAUAUCUUCAUACCCUGAGCUACCUAAAGGUUAUUUCCCCGGACCCAAUAAUAUUAUUAUGACUCUAAUUAAACAUAUACCUCAAAAUUUCUCACUAGGAAGCCCUCGAUAGUGCAAAGUAUGCUCUAAAAUAAUUGUUUUUGUCUAGCUUUCAGUUCUGUGCAUUAAGUUAAUGUGUAUUACCCGCGGUUUGUGAGACAUUCAAACUUGUUCGAAGAGGGUCCGAAUGCACCGAUUAUCACAUUUUUUGAUAGACAGUUAUGUAGAUCAGGAUAUUUUCUGAUUUAUUAAACAACGGUUUAUUAUUGGAAUCAGCCAGCGUGGCCUGAUAAUUGUAUUUAUUAUGAAGCAAUAAUUAAAAAUUAAAUAAAGUGUAAAUCGCAUAUCUGAAGUUAUAAUUUCAGUCAAGUACGAAUUUCACUACUAGAAAAUAGUUGAUAAUUUAUAAUUCAAAAUCUUUUCCUUCUUUGUGGAAGAAGAUUAGCGAGACACAAAACUUGGUCUUUGAUAAGAAAAGCUUAGCUGUACAGCUGUUUGCAGUCUUGCACUAGUGUACAAUAGGGUGGGACAAGAUGACAGCCUUUAAUUAGACUGCCAGAGAGUGAAAGGAAAGAUUCAUAAUUGAAAAUUUAUUUAUCGAAUGAAUUGACAAUACGUGCAAUGGGAGUGGUUCAGCACCAGUCUAGGAUAUCGGGGAAAUUCUAAAGCCCUUGAAAAAAUGAAAAAGAAGAAGGUGAAAUAUCAAAAUCGACUUUCGAAGUUAUGUGGUUACAUGUGACAUUGGGAUGAACAUAAUUGUAUUCAGAGCAUCACCUUAUAAAUAAUAUUGUUUCACUGUGUCGUUUAUCCAAUAAAGAAACUAAUACGGAGUGUAGGAUUACAAAAGGUUCCAAGUGAAAAUUUUAUGAAGUGCAGUUGUAAAAUAUGAAUUCAUACAGUAACAACAAAAACCAUAUAAAACGUCCAGUUAAUAAGAAAGAAACAUCAAGGAAGUCAAAAGGGCAGUUAUCGACAGAAUACUUGUUUGAUGAUAUUUCCAGUGAGAGUUCAAUUGGUGGAAGACGAUUUUUGAAAAAUCCACAGAUACAUAAUCGUGAAAGUGUUGCCCGAAACUUGUCUCCUGGUACAACAGAAGAUGAAAAUACCGAAGACCUGCUGACUCCAUUUAACGCAAGGAAAACCCCAAUUAGCUUAAGCCAACAUUCCACAGAAAGGACAAGUGGUAACAAGAGGUCGACAAGUUCAAAUGUUGCAAAGUCAAAGGUGUUUGAUAGGGAUUUGGUGGAUGACAACCUGUCGAGUGAAAUGUUAGUUAUACAAGAAAAUGGUGAAAAUGAUUUAAACAGAAUUUCAGUUAUGACCCUCAAUAAUGAAGAUUCACUGGUUGAUUUAACAAAGGAUGUGAGAAAUGAAAGCAAAAUGAGUUUUCUUGAUGAUCAGUUGAUAUUAUCAGUAGAUGAAUUAAUGAAUGAAAAUAGUAUGACUUGUGCAAGUUAUCGAUCUUCAGGUAGAAAUGAAAAAUCAUACAGUGAAAAUCGCGUUUUAGAUGAAAAAUCCCUAUCAGAAAUUGAGGAAGCUAUUGAUUAUGAAAAGUCCCAAUCCCAAUAUAAUACAAGCAAUACAUCUAUACAAAGAUCUGCAAAAACACCCGAAGUAUCAACUCAUAAAUCUCAAGUCAGAUCGAUCAGAGGACAGUGUAUUUCAGAUGAAACUUCUCAUCAUUUUGAAGAUAGUGAGGAUAAUGAUUCAACGGAAGACUAUUCUGAUGAUUUUGAGAACGAACAAGAAACAGUCCAUUCAAAUAAAGAAGACAAUAAAUAUGCCUUAUCACCAUCUUUAUCAUUAGGAAAAAGAGAGGAAAAAACCCGUCCAGCUGAUCAGAAACUUCGUCACACAGGGUCAAAGAGUAUAUGCAGUAAAGCAGGCGAAGUCAAAGUUUGUUUCAAACCGAAAUCAGAAAAUUCGAUCGAGUCUCCUUUAAAAACUGAUGUUGAAGUUCAAACCCUGUGGUCAGGGGAUUUCCCACGAAUACACAGUGUACCACAGAUAUUGCCGAUGAAUAGAUAUGAAAAUAUUAUUCCCCCUCCUACGAAUAAUACAUUAAAAAUUCAAAGUAUAACAUCGUCACUGAUAAAUUAUAAGAUAUUGGAGAAGAUGACAAACUAUAAUCCUUGCUUGACUGCAUUGGACAAUGUGUUGAAGCAGCAAAUAAAUCUGACCAGAGAAUUUAUAACAACUCAAAGAAAUCUCCACGACACAAUCAGUAAAGCGAUAAGCCAGUGUGUUACAAACGAUUAUGCUCAACAAGAUGGAACAAUACAAAUUAUGCUGAAAAAUUACACGAGAAAAUAA
This is a messenger RNA of Trichobilharzia regenti, 2461 nucleotides long. The record is from the annotation of a GenBank genome assembly. Lineage: Eukaryota; Metazoa; Platyhelminthes; Trematoda; Strigeidida; Schistosomatidae.